AUGGCCUCACCGCCGUCCCAGCCUCUGCCCAAGACCUCCUCACAAACACACCCUGCCCAGCAUCAGCCGUCCCCUCAACCCCAAUCCCACAAACCACAAACCCCACUAGCACAGCGCAUCAAUGCUUGCAAACGAUCCCGAUUCCUGUUUGCAGACUGGGACUUCGACGAUGAGACUUUCCUCCUCGCUUGUUUGUUGCAUGGUAUUGGGACCACGGAGGCCAAUAUCACCGCCACCAGGCUAAGUUUUGAGUUCUUUGGCGGCGUGUUGGCAUUGCGCGUCUUGCGGAAUGAUACCCAUGAAGACGAAGACGAGGCUAAUGUAGGUGUCCAUGUUCGUGAGCGGGGGGAGUCUAUCCGGGCUUCGGGCCCGCGACGGCCCCGCGUGAACACAUCAGGGUUUGUUUCUCGUUGGUAA
Molecule: messenger RNA, 417 nt
Organism: Penicillium crustosum
Lineage: Eukaryota; Fungi; Ascomycota; Eurotiomycetes; Eurotiales; Aspergillaceae
Product: putative urea hydro-lyase/cyanamide hydratase
Exons: 2
Coding region: 1-417 (138 amino acids)
Source: RefSeq, a predicted model, not a curated record